This is a messenger RNA of Leptinotarsa decemlineata (Colorado potato beetle), 719 nucleotides long. It is a transcript of the gene mRpS34, whose product is annotated as mitochondrial ribosomal protein S34. Gene Ontology annotation, molecular function: structural constituent of ribosome. Gene Ontology annotation, cellular component: mitochondrion. The record is from RefSeq and is a predicted model, not a curated record. Lineage: Eukaryota; Metazoa; Arthropoda; Insecta; Coleoptera; Chrysomelidae.
UGUUCUGUGACACAGAAACAGAACAUAACCAAAGUUUUUAAAUGAUAAAUAGCAAAUAAGUUACUGUGUAUAUAAUAAAAUCCAAAUUCGAAAAAUGCCAUAUAAAUAUAUCGGUAGAACAACUGAUUUUAAAGGAAAGACACUAUGGGAAAUAUUAGGAAAUCUCAAGAACUUUGGAGUCGGUCGAAUAAUAGCGAGGAAUAUGUUUGAAAGAUACCCAGAACCAUCAUAUAUAAAAAUUCUGAAGGUGGAAACCUUGCCCAAUCCGGAAAAACCCUCGCAUGAUGAUAUUCGUAAAGUAAGAGUAUGGGUCGAAAAAACGUUCAGAGGAGUAACUGAACCAAAAACUGUAUGUCUUGAAUCAGUCAGCUACAAAACAGAUUAUAAACUCAUUCCUAAAGAUGCUGAGGUGGAAUAUUGCAAAAAAACUGCUGAAAAACCUGUGAAAAUUUUUCCAAAGUAUAUUGACUUCCCUCCGCUAAUGAAAGAGCUUUUGAUACGAGAGGCUAAAUCCCCUGAAGACAAAACAUUGGCAGAGCAGGUCAAAUUAGAGGUUUUGUAUAACAGAAUCAGUAGAAUUAAAUCAUACAAAAUAGCUCAGGAAGGAGAAGAACCCAAUGUUGAGUUAGUAACUGGUUUAGGAACUCCAGUUUCCCCUCGAUUGUAUGAGGGAGUAAAAUUGUGAUGAGAGGUUUUAAAUAAAUUAUUCACAUAGAAAA